Eimeria necatrix is the source of this 2604-nucleotide messenger RNA. RefSeq lists its product as hypothetical. The record is from RefSeq and is a predicted model, not a curated record. NCBI's taxonomy places the organism in Eukaryota, Apicomplexa, Conoidasida, Eucoccidiorida, Eimeriidae. The transcript has 12 exons. The coding region runs from base 1 to 2604 and encodes 867 amino acids.
AUGCGGCAGGUGACACGAGCAGCAGCUUCUGCUGCUGCUGCUGCUGCUGCUGCUGCUUCCGUUUACAGACAAGGCAUCACAUUCGUAACAGCAGCAGCAGCAAGGCAGCCAGCAGCACCGGCAGCAGCAGCAGCAGCAGCAACAGCAGCAGCAGCAGCAACAGCAACAGCAGCAGCAGCAGCGGCUAAAAGUCCCACACGAAGCCCAGUUUGCUGCUUCCCCUCACUGCUGAUUAAUCCGUCAGCAACAGCAGCAGCAGCAGCAGCAACACCAGCAGCAGCAGCAGCAGCAGCGGCAAUCACCAGGAAGUUCAGCUCAGAGUCGGCUUCAGCAGCUGCUGCUGCAGAUUCGGCAGAGGGAAUAUCAUCUGCUGCAGCAGCAGCAGCUGCUGCUGCUGCUGCUGCUGCUGCUGCUGAAGAUGCUCCUGAUUUGCCCGCGCACCUCUUUUCGAAAAUUAAAUAUGUUCGGGACUUUCCGCCUGUGUCGCUGCUGCUGCUGCUGCAGCAGCUGCAGCAGCAGCAGCAGGAGCUGCUGCAGCAGUGGCAAGCCGAGGCCUCCAACAGCGACUCUGCAGCAGCACACACUCUAAAUAGAAGGCUUGAGUUGCUGCAGCUGCUGCAGCAGCUGCAGCAGGAGCAGCAGCAGCAAGAGUUGCUGCUGCAGCUGCCGCUGCUGCAGACCCGCGAGGUCGUGGCGCUGCUGCUGAGCCUAACAGCAAAGAUAGAGACUCUGCGGAAGUCAUUGCUGCCUUUGUUGCAGCAGCAGCAGCAGCAGCAGCAACAGCAGCAGCAGCAGCAGCAGCAGCAGCUGCAGCAGCAGCUGCAGCAGCAGCUGCUGCUACAGUGGACUGACUGGCUGCGCUGCGUAGAGCAGCUGAACCGUCUGGCGAUCGAUGAAGAGGAGGCCUUCCUCAUUUGGAUGGCCAUGGACUCUAUCAAGGCGCUCAACAGCAGCAGCAGCAGCAGCAGCAGCAGCAGCUGCAGCAGCAGCAGCAGCAGCAGCAGCAGCAGCAGCAGCAGCAGCAGCAGCAGCAGCAGCAGCAGCCCGCUGCGGGUGCUGCUGCUGCAGGUGCGGGAGAGACUGGAGGCUGCAGCUCUUGCUGUUGAUGCGCGCAGCAGACCACGAAAACACCCAUGCCUCUACCUGUGGAAGACUGCAGGCGAGGGUUUUCUGUCUUUAGUUGAGGCGACGCCGCUCUCUGCGAAAGCAGCCAUCAUGACCGCAGAGGAGCUCCACAUGGGGCAGGACGCUGGACUGCUGCCCCCUAAACCACCGCCGCCGCCGCCUCGCACUUGGCAGUCAAUGGACCCCGUCGACAUGGAAGCCUGGGAAUCCUCCCAGCGGCGUGUCACUCGGAUUCGCUAUCUGCCUAAACCCUCGGGGGUUUUCUUCCAAGGCCGCAAGUUUGCUGCUGCUCUCGCCGUGCACCUGCACCAGGCUGCUCCCGUGGCCUCUGCUCCUUCGCUUGCAGCUAUUGCUGCAGCAGCAGCAAACAGACGAGCCCUCCGCGGGUCAUUUGGCCACGAGACAAUCAAUGCGGUAGCCCAGCGGUUGCUAGCUUUGGACGCGCACACACUGACUCCGUGGCUCCCAUCUUUUGUGCUGCUGCUGCACCAGCGGUUCGCAUUGCAGCAGCAGCUAGCUAAGCACUUGGCUGCUGCAGCAGAGCCGCUGCUGCAGCAGCAGCAGCAGCAGCAGCAGCAGCAAGAGCAGCAGCAAGCAUCAGCAAUGGAGCUGCUGGUGCAGCAGACGCUGCGGGAUGCAAGCCCGAGCCUCCUGAGUUGGGCGCAUCCCGCUUUGCUGGCCCCCCGUCUGCUCUUGCGGAUUAGUGGAGGACUUUUUGCUGCUGCGGAUUAUGAGAUGCCGCUGUCUUUGGCCCGUCGCUUCUUUAGCAGCAUUGCUGCGGCCCUCAAGAGCGCAGCAGCUUUACAGAGCCACAGCAGCAGCAGCAGCAGCAGCGGCAGCAGCAACAGCAGCAGCAGCAGCAGCAGCAGGUGCAAAAUGCUGCUGCCUCUUCGCGAUGUGGCAUUUUUUUGCUCAGCGCUGAAGCAGAGUGGGCUGCGGGAAAACGACACCGUUCGGCUGCUGCUGCUGCAGCUGCAGCAGGACUUGCUGCGUACUGAUGGCACAGCAGCAGCAGCAGCAGCAGCAGCAGCACAAACUGAGCCGGAGGCCCACACUGGAUCAACAGUUACAGAAGCAGCAGCAGAAGCAGCAGCAGAAGCAGCAGCAGCAACAAUGGAUGCACCGUUAGCUGCUGCCGAAGCAGCUGCAGCAAAUGAGGCGGCCGCAGCAGCAGCAAAAACAGCAGAAGAAGCCGAACAGUUUUUUGCUGCUGCUGAGGGCAGCGCAGCAGAUUUGUGUGCAGUUCUUGAUGCUGCUGCAUUUAGCUGCAGGACGCCAGCAGCAGCAGCAGCAGCAGCAGCAGCAGCAGCGGAUGCAGCGGAUGCUGCUGCAGCACAGCAGUUGCUGCUGUUCAAUGCUAUGGCUGCUGGGGGCCCCCCAGCCAUUUUAAGCAGCGGGGAUUACUUGGCGGUUUUGAAGGACUUCUUGUCUCGCCACGCGGACUUGGACCCAGAAGCCCUAGGCUCCCUGUCUCUCUAA